AUGAUGAGGAUGAGGACGUUGAGUGGUUGUGGUUGUGGUUGUGGUUGUGGUGGUGGUCGUGUUUUUGUUGUGUUGGUGGCCUUGGUGGCGGGUGUGUCGGUUGUUGGCGGGGUUGUUGCGAGUGAGGGGAACGCAGAUGACAGAAAAGGUCCUUCCGGGCCAGCUCCAGCUCCACCAGCAUGGAUGGAUGUGUUGGCACCGCCGUACCCGCGUGGUGAAUUCGGGUGGAACAUGACGCUUCAAACGUUUCGCGAACAAUGGGUGCGGCGAACAGCAGCACUGCGUGAGCGGCGAAACGAAGGGGACGGUGGCACCGCUGGCGAACGCAUGUAUGAAGUGUUCCACCCCAGCACCACGCCACCAUCUCGUGAUGAUGAUGCGUUGCCGUGGGUGAGCGUGCGCCGACUGGCACGCGCAGGUGUUGGGGUGCAGGUGGCCGUGGCCACCGACCCACUCCGCACGCUGUCCAUCUAUGAGCCGGGAGACCGGGGCACCUGCAACUCGCCCGCAGACAACAGGACACUCGUGAGCGAGUCCGCUGCACGGUAUGGGUGCACAUACGCUGCGAACGCUGGCUUCUUCAACACGCAUACAGGCGCGUGCUAUGGCGACAUUGUGAGCGAUGGGCGGCUGGUUGCUCGGCCCGGGCGCCGCAACGCCCACUUUGGGAUCCGGCAGGACGGCAGCAUCGUGGUCGGGUAUCUCGAUGACAUCCACGCCGUCAUCAACGACAAUGGGGCUGCGGACGGCAACAGCACAUAUGCCAGUGACACCAGCAAUGAUGAUGGUGGUGGUGGUGGUGGUGGUGGUGGUGAUAGUGCGGCUGAUGAGAUGAAUGAUGAUGAGGGUGGUGCUGGUGAUGCACCAACACCGUCUCCCGCUCCAUUUGUGCAGCUCAUCUCUGGGGCGCUGUGGCUGGUGCGGAAUGGCAGAAACAACGUGUUUGAAAGCAUCUUGGCCGAGGACAUGAGCAUCCAGGAAACAGGGAGCUGGAGCUAUUUUGCCAGCGUGCAGUCUGCACGGACCGCAAUUGGGCACACCGCCGAUGGCCGUGCUGUUGUUGUGCAGCACGAUGGCAAGACGGGGCAGGCAGGCAUGAGCUUGUACGACUUUGCCGAUCUGCUCAUUGGUCUGGGUCUCGUCAAUGCCAUCAACUUGGAGGGAGGUGUCGACACGUGCACGUAUGACCGAUGCGAUUGCACCGGCAACGAGACGACGUGUGCGCCCGUCUGCUCAAAAUUCACGUGCGAGCGCAGGGUGACGACGAUCGUGUGCAUGCACGCUCCACGCGAGUACGAGGGCGUGGGGUGCGUGUCUGCGGUUGACUGCAGCCCACAUGAGCAGUGCGUGGGCGGGCGAUGCCAGUCGACAUCAACAGCCGUGCUCGGCCUGCCCUGCACCAACAGCGGUCUGGGCGCCCUGCUGUUGGCCCUGGUGUGCAUCCUCGUUGUGUCCGUGGGUGCCAACGUGGCGCUGGUGCUGCGGCGAAGUGGCUACUCCAUCCUCACCUCAUCAUCGUCUUCGGCGGCCACGAAUGGCAAGAUGGACCCGCUCAUGUCUGCGCUCAGCUGGAUUCCUGACGACGAUGAUGACGAUGAUGAUGAUGACGACGAUGAUGGUGGUGGUGGUGUGGGUGGACAUGGGGACGAUGUCAGGCUCUUCUCGCUCAGGGAAGCGAGGUUUUGACGUUGCUUAUGGAUGAUUGGUUGCUCAUACUUGGUUAAGGGCUGCAUUAGCUGCAUUAGACAAUUAGGACUG
This is a messenger RNA of Salpingoeca rosetta, 1758 nucleotides long. RefSeq lists its product as uncharacterized. The record is from RefSeq and is a predicted model, not a curated record. The coding region runs from base 1 to 1686 and encodes 561 amino acids. The transcript is spliced from 8 exons. NCBI's taxonomy places the organism in Eukaryota, Choanoflagellata, Craspedida, Salpingoecidae.